AGCCAGCUUUGCUCAUAUAUCAAGGCCGGCGUUGCUGGCUAGCUUGACAUUGCUCUGAUCCAAGCAUGGCCUUGGCAAGGCUGCUCCUUCUUGCCUUUUCGUUCGCGCGUUGCGCGGAAUGCGGCGAGCCUGCGUGUGGCGAUGGCGCAGACGGCUUGGCUCUGCUGCAAGUGUCAAAGCCACCAGCCCCGCAUGCCGCGCAGGAGGUGAUCGAGAAGCACUUCGCAUCCGUCCCGCCAGGCGGCGGUUCUUUGCGAAGCAACUUUGUCCGUAGCCCCGGUCGACUGACCAGCUCCGCGUGGGAGUGCUCAGAGAUAGACUUCAACCGUUUCUACGGGGUGAACGACACCUCGGUGCAGGCGUUGAUGGAGAAGUUGGGGGUCACCCGCUACUGCGGUUCCACAGAAGGGGGCGGCUCUGCCCCAGGGGAUCCCAGCUGCAAGGCUUUCUGGGCCGGAUUGAAGGCGCACCUCGAGUUGCAGGAGCUGGGCUUCGACCCCGUCUUCAAGAACUUCGAGGUGGUGAACUGGUGGCAGCCCGCGGGGGGGCACUAUGCAUCCUGGGGUGACACGCCCCUGGUGGAAGUCGACUAUGCGCACGGCGAGGUGAAGUCUUGGCAGGUCUUGGACAAGAACGCCGUCUCAGGCUAUGCGUUUUGCGACCUGGUGCAGGGAGUCUUGCGGCAGAACGCCGACCAAGCCGGUACCGCAACCUGUGGUCCCACAGCGGUGCUGGCAGCCCUGACUCAGGUGAACCCCGCGGGUGCCAUCAAGAGAGGCUUGGAAAUCUUCUGGACUGGCACCAUUCCCGAGCUGCCUGCGGACGCACAGCCAUGCGAAUACCUAUAUUCUGAAGUGCCCCCCGGGGUGAUUCCAUUUCUGCCAGGACAGCCAGGCACGGAAGGUUCCGCUGGGCGCGCGCUUUUGCUGCCCUGCUUGGGCAACGAAGCAGACUGCGAGCAAGCAGUAGACGCCCCCAACACCCAAGCUGGCUUGCAGGGCAUGUGGUCCUUGAUGUUCGGCUCAGCCAGCGACCGUCGCAAGACCGGAGGCUGCAGCGAGAACUACUGGUACGUGAGAUACCCCGGUAGGGACCCGAGGGAAAAUGCCCUGGUGCGUAUGGAGACCAGUGUUGCUGAUAUCAUGACUCUGUGCGACACGGUUCUGGGUGAGAGGGGAACGUGCAAGUACUUAACCAACUACGACCUAUGUGACAAAGUGAAGCUAGAGGACAAGGAGCAGUGCCGGCGAUUCCACACGAUCCCCGGCCUCACUCCGCAAGACAUGAACGCAUUCGAGUUGUAUGAGAAGCACGGCGCAGUGCCUGCUCCCUUUGGUGAGAUUUUCCAGCAGAGCAUGGCGCCGGGGGGACGCAUACACAGCUUUUUGGCCGGAGUGACCGCCCUCGGCUUGGGCGCUGGUGAGUUGAUCGCAGCAGUAACCAUGUCCAGCCUGAGCGAGUCGGUCACUGAGCAGUUGUGCUCCAACCCACGGGGUUCACUCCUUUUUGUCUACGCCGGGGGAUUGCCAGCUUCAGCCCGAGGAGGGACAUCCCUUUGACGGCCCUGGGAACCCAGAGUAUAGUGCCUGUAACCACUGGGUCUAUGCUGAGGGCUGCAACUUUGGCCCUGAGAAGGAUGCUGUCUCCAUUUGGACCUGGGGCUAUCGCAUGUACGUGACCAAGAACUUCCUCAUGACCAGCAACGGGGGCCACCCUCUAGUUUGUGGCGGCAUUCUGGUGCCGUAGGGUGCGAUAGUGCCACUCCCCACAAGGAGCGCACACUGCGUGUAAUUAACUAGCUGGCGAUGUCCAGCUGACACUCUUCAGUGCAUCGGAACUGGCAUGAUGAGACCCAUUGUUCGACCAGGCGAGUCGGAGCUGCCAGGCAGUCGUUCUCCUGCCUGCCACAAAGGCGCAAAGGAGUGG
Molecule: messenger RNA, 1926 nt
Organism: Effrenium voratum
Lineage: Eukaryota; Dinophyceae; Suessiales; Symbiodiniaceae
Source: the annotation of a GenBank genome assembly